Caenorhabditis sp. 36 PRJEB53466 is the source of this 2078-nucleotide messenger RNA. The record is from the annotation of a GenBank genome assembly. Lineage: Eukaryota; Metazoa; Nematoda; Chromadorea; Rhabditida; Rhabditidae.
AUGGGCGCUCUUUCGAAACUCGCCUACACUUUGGGCCAACCGGUUCUCCAUGCCAGCUGCUAUGAAACUAUACACACGUGGAAUCCCAAUUGCUAUGCUGCCGUCUGGGUACGACUUUUCUCUAGCUUAUGUUUUAUUAGGAACGUUUCAGGAUGCUAUUCCCGUGGGAGUGUUAUUUUCACUCAAAACUUACGCUUCUUUCUAUCUUGUAAGUAGAUUCAAUCCGUCUUAAUUCCAAUACUUUAUUUUCACAGAUCACAAACCUUGUUUCAAAACGAGGCCGCCUUGACAAGGUAAACUGGAAAAAGUUUUGCAUAGAUGUUGGUCAGAGUUCCCUGUUCCUGGUCACAAAUAUGUGCCUUUUCCUUAUACUCCUUUGCAAAUUCAGGUAGAAUUUCAGUAGUUUACUGUUUCACAUCAUUUCCCUUUCAGGCAUUGGUUGGGAUUUUUUACACCUGUCUCAAUGGGAUUGUUGUCAAGCAUAACUGCUUCCGGACUUGCGAUUCUUGUGGAGAAAAAGUCACGGCGACCGGCUCUAGCUCUUUACCUGACCAACUUGGUUUCAGAGCACAAAGAUUGUUGUAGUCAUUGUUUUUUUCAGGCUUCUGAAACAUACUACCGACACCUGGCGAACCAUGGUCACGUGAAAAUGUACAAAUAUGGAGAAUGUGUUCCGUUCGGUAUAGGAUUGAUGCUCUUCACUUGGUUGCAGAGCAAAGGAAGGCUACCCAAAUCUUUCAACGGAUUCAUGAAGUAUGUACAGCAUUCAUCCCGUAUUCUCUGUUCAGUUUGCUCUUGAAUAUCAAAAUUGAAGUGGAGGAAACGUUUGAACUCCAGUUCCUAAAGGAAUAAUCCAUCUUACGAGAAAGAAAAAAGGCGGUGCAAAUAAAUUUAAAAAGGACGGAACUACGACCAACGGUUAACUUUUUGAUUUCAGUGCCGCUUUGAAAACAAAUGUGACGGAAAAUGUGAUAAAUGAGAAGAAGCUGCCAAAUAGUUUCCGUUCCUUCUUGGAAAAUCUGAGGAAUGAUUAUGAAAAGACGGAAUUGUGCCAACAUCCGAAUUCGUGUGUCAGUCACUCUGUCGAGGUAAAUCUACCUGUUCAGGAUACAGUUAUUGGAUAGUUUUCAGAGUUUUGCGAAAAAUGUGUCUGUUGGAUUGAUGGCAAGUUCCGCAUUGACAAUACUUCGUAACAUCCGGAAGAUAAUCAACAAUCCGUUGAAUAUCGUUACACUUUUGCUCUCGAAAGAUAAUUUCAAACUGCCAUUGUUUGCUGGAUUUUUACCACUUCUAUUCAACGUGAGUUCAGGCAAAAAACGUUGAACGUACAAUACUCUACAGGCAUCCCGGUGCUCUCUGAACAGAAUUAAAAACGUCCCUCCAGUUGUGAGCAAUGUAUUCUCAGCCGGAUUGGCCUCCGUUGCAAUGGCCUUCUAUCCAAAUGUCAGUAUUGCCAUGUACUGUCUUUGGAAGGCUAUUGAGGUAUGUCUGAUAGACUGACUGUUCCAACACAAAUGUUUGUCAUUUGGAGCUACAAGACUACUCUUUUUUUGUUGUUUUUGUCUCCCAUGUGCUGUUACGUAGAUAGUGUGAAACAAAAAUACAUCAGGGAGGACAAAAGGAGUAUGAAUUUUGAAGUUUGUUCCACCGAGGUGGAAUUGGGAAUGAGAGCGAGGCGAGCAGAUGACUAAACGACACUUUCCAAAAAUACAUUGUCAUUUUUUCAGACAGUGUACUUUGACCUGGUGGAACGGGGCAUUCUGCCGAAGAUCAAGCACGGAGAAGUGAUUUUGUAUGCGAUCACGACCGGAUAUGUAUUGUGGAACACUAUUAUUGAGCCGAGAGCCAUGCGAAGAGGUUAUCUCAAUUUCCUCUCGGGGCUCGUUGGUGGAAAGUAAGCGCCUUUUUCGGUGCUUAGAAAGCGUUCGUUGCCUUAUUUUUUCAGAAUAACUCUCUUCAAUCGCCGACUCUACGACCACUUUGGGUAUAUCUCCCGUGACAUUUAUACUGCCGUCCCUGACAUUGACACGAAGUACGCCAUGAUAAAUCCGAUGCUUUACCAACCGCUCGUCAAAUAA